AUGUCUGGCGGAAUUGAAAGAAAAGCAACUUUUAAAGUUGAUUACCUUAAGGAAAUAGAAGAACAAGUUCAAAAACAAUGGGAUGAAAAAAAAAUUUUCGAAAUUAAUGCUCCCACUGAAAAUGAAGAAAUUCCCCAAAAGUUUCUCACAACUUUUCCUUUUCCAUACAUGAAUGGACGGUUACAUUUAGGGCACACAUUUACUCUGUCAAAAUGUGAGUUUGCAGUAAGAUUUCACAGGCUUAAAGGCAAAAAAGUAUUAUUUCCUUUUGGAUUUCAUUGUACUGGAAUGCCAAUUAAAGCCUGUGCAGAUAAAUUAAAAAGAGAAUUAGAAGAAUUUGGCUAUCCACCUGAUUUUCCCAAAUCGGAGGAGCCUGUUUUAGAUGAAGUAUCAGAUGCUCCAAAGGAUAAAAGUAAAGGAAAAAAGAGCAAAGCAAUGGCCAAAUCUGUUGGGGCUAAAUAUCAAUGGCAAAUUAUGCAAUCAUUAGGUUUAUCAGAUGAUGAAAUCAAAAAUUUUGCAGAAGCUGAAUAUUGGUUAGAUUAUUUUCCCGAGUUGGCUGUAAAGGAUCUAAAGAGAAUCGGACUUCAUGUUGAUUGGAGACGAACAUUCAUAACUACAGAUGCAAAUCCUUUUUUUGACUCAUUCGUUCGAUGGUCUUUAAUAAAAUUAAAAAACCAAAAUAGGGUUAUGUUUGGAAAAAGAUAUACAAUUUUUUCACCUAAAGAUAAUCAACCAUGCAUGGAUCAUGAUCGAAGUAAGGGAGAAGGAGCAGGUCCUCAGGAAUAUACUUUAAUUAAAAUGAAAGUAACUUCGGUGCUACCUCCUAAACUAGAAAUGUUCAAAAAUAAACCUGUUUUUUUGGUGGCAGCAACAUUAAGACCGGAAACAAUGUAUGGGCAAACAAAUUGUUGGGUUAGACCCGAUAUGAAAUAUAUAGCUUUCGAAACGGAACAAAAGGAAAUUUUUAUAUGUACACAUCGUGCUGCUAGAAACAUGUCUUAUCAAGGCAUCACUCAGCAAGAAGGGAAUGUUAAAAUAUUAGCAGAAAUUUUAGGAGAAGAUAUACUUGGACUCGCUCUUUCAGCUCCCCUUAGUGUUAAUAAAACAAUAUACACUCUUCCAAUGCUUACCAUUAAAGAAGAUAAAGGGACAGGAGUUGUGACGUCUGUUCCAUCAGAUUCACCUGAUGAUUAUGCAGCUCUUGUAGAUCUCAAAAAAAAACCAGCGUUGAGAGAAAAAUACAACAUCAAAGAUGAAAUGGUUAUGAAUUAUGAUCCGGUUCCAAUUAUCGAAAUUCCCGAAUUCGGUUCACUCUGCGCUCCUACAGUGUAUGAAAAACUUAAAAUACAAUCGCAAAACGAUAGGGAAAAAUUACAAGAAGCCAAGGAAUUGGUGUACCUGAAGGGUUUUUACGAUGGUGUUAUGCUCGUCGGAGAAUACAAGGGUGAAAAAGUUCAAAAUGUAAAAAAAUUACUUCAAAAACAAUUGGUAGACAAGAAGGAAGGUUUAAUUUAUUACGAACCUGAAAAAACUAUUAUUUCAAGAUCUGGUGAUGAAUGUGUUGUUGCUUUAUGCGAUCAGUGGUAUUUGGAUUACGGUAAUCCAAAAUGGAAAGAAUUAACAGUUAAAGCUCUCGAUAAAGUAAACACUUUUCACGAAGAAGUUAGAAAAAAUUUGCUCGUCACAAUCGAUUGGUUACGAGAGCACGCAUGUUCUAGAAAAUACGGUUUAGGUUCCAAGUUACCGUGGGAUGAAAAUUGGCUCAUAGAAUCUUUAUCGGAUUCCACAAUUUAUAACGCUUAUUACACCAUCGCUCAUUUUCUCCAGGGAAAUACAUUCAAGGGUGAUAAACCGAACGUUUUUAAUAUCCAGGCAAAAGAUAUGACGCCUGAAGUUUGGGAAUAUAUAUUUGUGAAAGACGCUCCAGAGCCCAAAACGAAAAUCCCAUUAGAAUCUCUUAAAAUGUCAAAAUCCGAAGGGAAUUUUUUGACUCUGUCCGAAGCUGUCGAUAAAUUUAGCGCUGACGGUAUGAGAUUAUCAUUGGCGGAUGCGGGAGAUUCGAUAGAAGAUGCCAAUUUCGUCGAAACUAUGGCCGAUGCCGCCAUAUUACGUUUGUAUAAUUUUAUCGAAUGGGUUAAAGAAGUUUUAAAACCGGAAAGCAAUUUGAGAACGGAUUCGCUCGAAACGUUCAACGAUAAAGUUUUCAAAAGCGAAAUAAAUCUUAAAAUAAAAAAAUCGGAAAAAUUUUAUGAAAACAUGAUGUUUAAAGAAGCUUUAAAAGUUGGAUUUUUCGAAUUACAAGCCGCGAGAGACAAAUACAGAAAAUUGAGUCUCGAUGGAAUGAAUCGAAAUUUGAUUUUGAGAUUUAUAGAAGUUCAAGCUUUGUUAUUAUCACCCAUUUGUCCUCACGUCAGCGAAUUCGUUGGGUCUUUAUUAGGAAAAGUGACCAAAUGGCCCGAGUACGGAUGGAUCGAUGAGGGAGCCGUCAAAGCUUCCGAAUAUUUUAUCGAAGCCGCUCAUUCUUUACGUCUUCACUUGAAAAAUUAUAUGACUCCGAGAAAGGGGAAAAAGGGAGAAACGAGUGGUACGAUUGAAAAACCGACUCACGCUUUUAUUUGGGUCGCAAAAAGUUUGCCACCCUGGCAAUCAACGGUCGUCACGUGUUUAAAAGAAUUACACCAAAAAUCCGGCGUUUUACCAGAGAACAAAUUAGUGGCGGCGGAAUUAAAUUCGAAACCAGAAUUGAAAAAAUACGGGAAAAAAUUGAUGCCAUUCGUGCAAGCGACGAGGGAAAAAGUUGAAAAAAUCGGUUUCGCAGCCUACAACCUGACAUUGGAUUUUUCGGAAAUGGCCGCAUUAGAAGAAAAUAAAGAAUAUUUAAAACAAACAUUAGAGCUCGAAGACAUUGAAUUUUGGUACUCGGAAGAAACCGGGCCGGAAAAUCUUAGAGACGAAUGUUGUCCGGGAAAACCACACAUUGCAUUCACGAAGGGAGUCACGUUACAUUUAGACAAUCCUCAACCUCAUUCCGGUUUUUAUUCGAGAAAUCUUUUGAUUCAAGAUGGAGACACGGUUGAGUCCGUCAUAGAGAAAUUAAAAAUUACAUUUAAAACGCUCGGAGAUCAAGUCAUCAAUCAACCGAAUGACAUUCAACUGUGGAGGUAUAACGAUCAUUUAUUAGGUCCGAGAACGAUGCCGUCAUUCGGAAAAGCAACGGAUGGGAAAACUUUGGUGUCGGAAAAUUCAACUUUUCACUGUUCAUUCGAUGAUAAAAAAUUAUUUUUAGUAGAUGAAAACGGAUCUAAAAUUCCAAUCGGUAACACUUUGAUUUACGUAACGAACGAUCCACCGCCAAAACCGAAACAUUUCCCACCCGGAGAUUCAUUUUCCAAUAUAACUCAAACCGUAUAA
Pediculus humanus corporis (human body louse) is the source of this 3411-nucleotide messenger RNA. RefSeq names its product leucyl-tRNA synthetase, cytoplasmic, putative. The transcript is spliced from 14 exons. The record is from RefSeq and is a predicted model, not a curated record. Gene Ontology annotation, molecular function: aminoacyl-tRNA deacylase activity; ATP binding; leucine-tRNA ligase activity. Lineage: Eukaryota; Metazoa; Arthropoda; Insecta; Psocodea; Pediculidae. Bases 1 to 3411 code for a protein of 1136 amino acids. Gene Ontology annotation, biological process: leucyl-tRNA aminoacylation.